Messenger RNA from Dissoconium aciculare CBS 342.82, 1938 nucleotides. RefSeq lists its product as uncharacterized. The transcript has a single exon. NCBI's taxonomy places the organism in Eukaryota, Fungi, Ascomycota, Dothideomycetes, Mycosphaerellales, Dissoconiaceae. Bases 1 to 1938 code for a protein of 645 amino acids. The record is from RefSeq and is a predicted model, not a curated record.
AUGAGGGACUCUAUCAAGAAGAAGUUUGCGAGGUUGAGGGACGAGGUCGCGUCUGAUACAACAUGGCAUGAAGGCUCAGAAACGCCCACACAAUAUCUCCAAACGGGAGAAACAUCAGAAAAUUCAUUGGGUCCCGCUCAACCACUCCCGCAUCUUCCAGAUUUCGCCAGUAGUCAAGAAUACGUUGAUUCCUUACUGGAUUUCGUUGGACAAGAUGAGCUAUUGCGAUCUCUCUGUGGAGGUGUUCACAUCUUGGACUUCUUCACGAGCGAUCCGCCAAUAUAUGAUCGGGUGCUGCCAGUGGACUGGCGGAAAUUUUUCUCGGAAACAGAUAUCAUAGACGUCCUCGAUCUUUUGAUGCGAGAGGAUCUGGCCCGCUUUUCCGUCCAUAGUGUCGAUGACGAGAGCCGUCGCUCAUGGAGAAAUGGACCAGUGCCGCCUUCUAGUCUCAUUGAAUAUAUUGCAAAAGUAAGAAAACAUCUUUUGAUCCGCGAGCCUGGAAAAUCACAAUGCUACCGUAAUCGAGCUAUGCGACCAGCUCACAAGUUAUCUCGUUUCGUUGCUCUAGGCAUGAACGUGAAGAAGGUACAUGAAGUUGGCAUAUUCGCUUCCUACCUGAAUGACCUUGCCACGGAGAUUAGUGAAGCAACCAAUGAGCCUGUAUCCCAUCUCGUCGACUUUGGGUCCGGUCAGAACUACCUUGGGCGUGCGCUCGCAAGUGAGCCGUACAACAGGAAUAUCGUGGCGAUCGAAAGCAAGCAAGCCAACGCCGAGCGAGCAAAGCAACUCGACGUCCUGGCCAAACUUGCGAUCAAAGAGAAAAUUCUGAGGAAUAAAAAAGCCUACAGAGCCAAACUCAAUGGCAAAGCGUCGAGCACACCAGCUGAGCAGGGAGAUCCCGAUGCGUUGCCUGCCUCGGCGAACGAGACUGUGACAGAUCAGCCGGAUGCGGAAGCUAGAGAUUCAGAUGCUGCUCCAGAAGUUGAAUCACCUUACGUUGGUUUUGGUAAGAUACAGUAUGUGGACCAUCGGAUCGCAGAUGGUGACCUCCGCGAUGUCAUCGAGCACAUGCCUGAUUCAGGCCCGAAGAACCUUAUGAUCAUGUCACUUCAUUCUUGCGGCAAUCUUGUUCACCAUGGACUACGAUCAAUGGCUUUGAAUCCAGAGGUCAAGGCAGUGGCAAUGGUUGGCUGCUGCUACAAUCUUGUCACAGAACGACUGGGGCCCGCGGAUGGCGAGACAUCUGAUAAGUUGCCUACACUGGAUGAUCAGCCUCGCCUCUCGUCAAGAGGUGAAGCAUGUGAUCCACACGGAUUUCCAAUGUCUGAUCGAUUCCUGAAUUACUUUGCAACCGAGGGACAGAGUCAAACCAGAGGCAUACGCUUGAACACCACCUCCCGAAUGAUGGCCGUGCAGGCACCAUCGAACUGGGGCUUGCAGGAUAGUGGUGACUUCUUCCCGAGACACUACUUCCGCGCGCUCCUGCAGCGCAUCUUCCUCGACCGUGGAGUUGUUGGGCCACCCAGGGCUGAAUUCGCCGGCGGGUCCAGCGCCGCUGGACAUAGCAGCGGCGGAACACCAAUUUACAUCGGGAGCCUGCGCAAGGGCUGCUAUGACAACUUCAUUAGUUAUGUUCGAGCCGCCGUGGCUAAACUUAGUGAUGAUCCCGAAGUCGGCCAUGUGUUCAAGGAGAAGAUGGCUGACAUCAGUGAUGAGGAAAUCUUGAAGUAUGACAGAGAGUAUAUUGCGCGAAAGCCCGACCUGAGCGCCGCUUGGAGUUUGAUGGCCUUCUCCGCCGGUGUGAUCGAGGCUGCAAUUGUUGUCGAUCGAUGGCUCUGGCUUCGUGAACAAAAGGAUAUCAAAGCAGCAUGGGUCGAGCCGCUGUUCGACUACAGACUCAGCCCUCGUAAUUUGGUAGUGGUGGGUGUCAAGAAUUGA